Schistosoma rodhaini is the source of this 7158-nucleotide messenger RNA. Lineage: Eukaryota; Metazoa; Platyhelminthes; Trematoda; Strigeidida; Schistosomatidae. The record is from the annotation of a GenBank genome assembly.
UCCUUAUCCUUUUGGAGGGAGGGAGGAAAUACUACGUUUCCGUUAUCAGCCACAUAGGUGAAGCUGAAUUUUGACUGAAAAAAGGGGCAGGAUUAACACAGGUUCACCAACAUACUAUCCAUAUUACUGAGGACUGAUGACUAUCCUUAUAACUGAGUGCCAAAUAUUGCGCGAAGUUCUGCUGUUGCGUUACAGCUGUUCUGAUGGUGCUCACAAUAGAAUGUAUCCUUCUCAUUACUCUGUGGAAUGGGAUCAAUUGCUUCGAAAUACCUCCAUCCGGAACAUUAAAACUUCCAGUCGCGAAAGAUGAUCAGUCCAAACCGACCAAAGAAUUGAAUUCAGCAUGGAAUUUGUUCUUAUCUGGAUUUUCAUCUUCAUUUUAUGUUAUUAUAAUCUCUGAAAUUGGUGAUAAAACAUUUUUUAUCGCCGCUAUUAUGUCUAUGCAGCAUCCACGAGCAUUAGUUUAUUGUGGAGCGAUGUUCGCUCUUAUCACUAUGACAAUGUUGUCGGCGUUACUUGGUUACGCAACAACAAUCAUCCCGCGCUCUGUAACCUUAUACUUAUCCGGUGCUUUGUUUUUUAUAUUCGGCCUGAAGAUGCUUUAUGAAGCAUAUACUAUGUCUUCCAGUACAGCCAAAGAAGAGUUCGAUGAAGUUCAUAUGCAGCUCACACAGUCUAGAGCAGAUGAUGUAGAAACUGGUACUAAAACCUCAGAUUCUCCCCAGGGAUUGCUCUCUAAAUCACUUACGAUCACAAGAAACAUAUUUACUCCAAUCUUUGUGGAAGCUUUUGUGCUCACAUUUUUGGCAGAAUGGGGUGAUCGGUCUCAGAUAACUACAAUUGUUCUUGCAGCUACAAAGGUAAGUGAUCAUCUUGACAUCAUAAGUUAGUUUUAUUAGUAUAACAUUUCAAAUGCCCUGGUACGGCUGAGAGUGGGGAGAGUUCGCUCUCCCUCUAAAUGCUCUCACAUGGUCAGCGAAUAUAUAGCCUCUGUCAGGGAAGUCCUACUCACUGCCUUCUCGUAGCACUAGUGUUGUUCACAAAAGCGAGAGGACGAAAAGUGAAUGUCCGGCGCUUUAACCGGGUUGGUGGACACGGAAAGUCCACCUAGGGGAGUUGGAAAACCCUGAUUCCAAACCAAUAGUGCACAUGGGCUCCAAUAUCCUGAGGGAACAAAUAGCGUAUGAACCAAUUAUUGGUCACCGGCUACUAUGGGACUGCAUCUCCUUACGAUGCUCCACUGCCUUGUGGAUCAGACCUUUAGGUCGAAGGCUCUGGGUGUGGUCCCCUAUGAAAACCACCUGCUUCAGUUUGUGCACCUGAGCAGUAUCACAGCCCUCACACAAAUCGAAUGAGAUUUGUGAGGCGCAUGUUUAUCUGGUGCUUCCUUGUACCAAUAUUUAUGUGUUUAAAUAAAUAAAUAAAUAAUGCCGCAAAUACAUCUUUUCCUACACAUUUCCCAAAUUGUCGGUUUUGCUGCAUAUGUUGUGCCUGUUUAUUGUAAAAUAUUUUAUUAAUUUUUUUGCUCUGGUCUUGUUAAGUCUGAUUAUCAGAACCGAUACAUUUUAUUUUCCGUGGCUGUGUUCCCCGAUUCCAAUCAAUCAGUUAAGGUAUACAUAAGAGAAUCAGCAAGUUUAUCAUUGAAAUCGUUCUUAUUUUUACGAUUUUCUGAUACUCUAUGGUGCUUAAAGUUAAUGUGCUUCAACUUUAUUUGGAACUAAGUAAAUUUAAAUGCUAUAUCUGACAACUGUAUGUUGUUGAGUAUUUCACUUCACAAAGAACUACGUAUAUGGUUGAGGACUUUUUAUUUCUCAUCUCUUUUUUAGUAAUCAAGCGAUUGGAGUUACUGAUGACCAUUUAAGUUUUAUUUUUACGCUUAUGAUGGCGUAGUAAUUUGUGGACAUUUUGUUAAAUCAUAGGCUGGUAGCUGGACAUAUAAGCUUAGAGUACAUAUAUUCGGUCAAUCAGUCAGACACAACACAGAACCUGUUGAGUGUGUACAUCGAUUCAAGUUGCCACAAACUUAGCACAGUAAGAUGAAAUUGUUAAGGAAAAUUUCAUUGUAGCAGAGGCAGUUAGCAGUACUAGCGAUAACAAAAAGGAUUAGAUAUCGAAGAUGCGAUGCAACAACACAAAUUAGUGAAAAAAGCUGAAAAAUCCAGAAGCUUAUGACCUGGGAGAAUACAAACAAUGUAUGGGCCUGCGUUUUUGCAAAUGACUUCCAGCUAUGCCAUUCGAAGUCUUUAACCAUUGGUUACAAUAAUCACGCCAACAUCAACCAGGUAGUCUACACCUGGUAACCUGGCUCAGUCCAACUGUCAAUGAACUCAUAAACUGAUGCUAUGCUUUGGUCUGACCGCCUCCAGUUUUGUUCCAAUUUAUCCCUACAUCAGACAACAUCUCGCAUUGAAGUAGGUAGUUAUUGGGUAUGCGUAACACAUGGUGAUACGCUCAACUACUUCAUUUCCUAUCACUAAUUCAAGCACUGACGCAGGCCUGUCCUAAACCAUUGUAAAUGUAGGUCAUGCAGAAUUCCAACCCAGUGGCACCACUUUGAAUUCUUUCAAGUAAUCAUUGGAUGUUUUCAUCGGCAUUGUUUCAUAUUAAUAACUUCUACACAAAGUAGGUCGAGAUUCGCCGAGAUUGUCCCUCUUCAAAUCAACUAUAUAACAUAAUCCUAUAUAAACACUGCCGGACCAAAACAUAUCAAAAAACUGUGAAGUCACUGAGAAGUGAACUGAGCCAUGUUGGUAGGUGUAGACUACCUGGUUGGGAUCUGCGAGAUGAUAGUAACCGAUGGUCAGAGGCCUCGAAUGAUAUGGCUUAUACUUUUGCUACCUCUACCACAAUGGGAUUUGAAUUGACUUUUGUAUCUCUGUGCUAAUGUGGUAUGACAACUUGGACUGAUGUACGUACGUACGAAGUUCUACAUUGUUGCUGACUGAUUGCCUGUCUUAUAUAUUAGUAAACAACGUUCAUUGUCAUACAACAUACGUUGUAAUGUUUAUAUGUUUUCUUUUAGAGAAAUCUGAGAUAUAAUGAGAACUUCAUUUUUGGCUUAUACAUUCAAAGCACAUUGGAAACCCAAUAUGGCGAUUAUUUUUUUAUUUAAAUGUCUUGUUCGGCCUAUUCACGACAGGGCCAAACAUUGUAAGCAAGACUAAAGAUCAGAGAAUUCUAUAGGGUACAGAUCAAUUUACUGAGUUUACUCCAUAGAUCGCUUUUAAUGCAUUCCUUCUCCAGACAGUUUCCGUGUGUUUUUUGUUGGUAUAUCUACUAUGUAUUUGUGUCAUUAACUCUGCAUUACUUGUCUUUUCUUGGAAUUUACGUGAAUUUUUUGGGUUCUACGUUAUAUCUCCUUUAGUUCUGUAAUUGGCUGCCCCGAGUCGUAGUACUUUUGUGCUACGUGACUGACGCAGUAAAUUGUUUUACUUCUUCAUAAUGGUUUUUCAUCUGUUAGUAUAGAUUUAUUAUCUUCUGAGGGUGAAAGCAUCUGAACUUUGUUUUCGAAACUCGUCAUAUACUUUUCGAAUAUAAAUUAUUUGUGAUACUUGUUAUACAACUGAUCUAUGUCAUUUGUGAACCUUUACUAUUAUCCAUUCUUAUGCGGUUACAUAUUUCUGAGUCAUGUCUUCUAACGUCGCCUUACUGCCUUGUAGACUAGUCCUCUAGUUCAAAGGCACCGAAAAGUGACCCUCGCGGUAAACUACAUGUUUCAGUCUGGGUACCUGAUCAGUAUUCCUUCCCACUCAUCAACAUAAUAAUUAAUAUUUACGAAGAAAGUGACUUUGUUCUGCUUCACUACUAGUUCAAACGUUAUCUACCGUCUGUGAGACUUAUUUUCAGAGCAUGAGUAAAGCAGCACAAACUCCCUUGUCAUAUAUCAUUUCAAAAGGUUUUUUUCACUCAGGCUUAUUCGAAAACUGUGUCAUCGGCAUUCUCUCUGGCUGUUAUUGACGCCAAACUGCGUACCAGAUCUGAGUCAACACUAAUUACUUGGAUCUCUAUUAAAAGUCAUUUGUAUGUUGUUAGAUUAGGAAAAUCGAUUCAAGUAAGAAGUGCAUGUGGGAAACGUCUUUCUUUAACCUCUACCUACACACUGACCCCACUCGUGUGGAUGUGUUACAAGACUCCCACUCAUUUGUAAGUACCUAACUGGACUCUGAUCAUGGUCUAGUUUUCACUAAGCUUGUCUAGCGUUUCGAUGACCAGUAAACAUAUUGUCCCAGACGGGUUGACAUAAAAAAGUUGGUUGUAGCUACUGUUGAAACCAAUUAUCAAGCCGAGUUAGGCUCAUAGCUCGCUAUUAACUUACUAAAAUGUAUAGAUAAACACUGAAUGCAACUUCAUUACUCCGUGAAUGGCAGGUAAACUCACUUACAGCUUCUCAAAACGUCCUGUUUGUAAGCACUUGUUUUCUACAGACUACUUCAUACACUUUUUGACACCUCGACCUACGGCUAACAGCGACUUUGAUGUUUCACGCAGAUAACUCCAGGAAAUUUUGUGUAAGGGCUGAUUAACCUGUUGUUUGGAACUUGCUUACGAGUUAGAAACAACAGCCGAAUCUUGUGAUUCUCAAGACACAUUUGGACUCAUCCGAAUCACUGCAUAAAGAGGCGUGAUGUCAGCAAAUUUAUGUGUAAAGUUAAUGGUAUACCGGUUAGUAACGUCCAAAGACAUCUUAGACAAUAAACAGAGUUUUCUGCCGCUAACAAAUUCAACCAAACUGUUCUAUCUCUCGUGGUCGAUGACGACCAAUCCACCUAACGAAGCGAAGGUUCUGAAAGAACCCCAACUUACUAAUUGCAACCAGUCGCCGGGCUUAGACUACCUAUCCGUAGCUCUUUUUAAAAUCGGUGUCAAACUUCUGGCCAGAGGAAUGAUAAGGAUCUUAAGAAUAGUUUCUUGGGCUGAGAAUGUAGCUUUAAACUGUAUCAGCUGUGGCUCAGAAUAGAAACUAAUGGCGGUCCUGGUGUUUUUACAUAAAGAUGAAUGGAAAUCCUUCAAAUAAAAUAAGUCUCUCGGUUUUCCUUAACUAAACUGUACUCCUCUAUUUCUUCACCAUGUUAUCUCUAUAAUUGUGUGAUGCAUACUUUUCUUCGUUCCUAGUUGUACCACAAUGCAUUUGCAUUAAAUAAGGAAUAAAUUGCAACAAAAAUUAUUUUCAUACCUUUAAUUCAUACAUUUGCUUAAGAACUUUAUAAUCAGGCUUUGAAAAACUGUCUUUUAAUAAUUCAGAAUUUUACUGCAGUAGGCGUUUUACGAUUUUAGUAGUAGUACUUUCACUGGCACAUUGUUUUCAGCAUUUUCUUACCUGAUUUCUGUCUCCAUAUGUAGAGUGCUUUGGGUGUAAUCGUAGGUGGAGUUGUCGGUCAUGCUUUGUGCACAGGUUUGGCUGUCCUUAUGGGUCGUUUUGUUGCUCAACGUAUUCCUGUACAGUGGAGUAAGUAAAUACUUGAUUCUCAGAAAUUCAGUAUCAAAUAAAUAUGUCGAUUAUCUCUUUGUAAUUUCCACGAUCUAGUAUGUAUUACUUGCUGGUUGAAAAUUCAAAAGCAAUCAGUUUGACCCAUUGAAUCCACCAGAUCGCUAAAUCUCCUUAGGAAAGACGUUUUUAGAACAGUACAGCAGAGUGUAAACUUAAAAUUAAUAUGAAUUCCGUCUCAUGAUUGAUUAAUUUCCCUUUCAGUAAUUAAAGCAUGUAACCCAGAAUCAAACGACUGUCUUCUCCACAUAUAUCAAAAGCAAAGAGGAAGUACUACUAGUUCUCACACUUACGUUUUACCUCGAGGUCAAAUGUAUGGAUCUAUAUUUAUUGACUGAGUUAAUAAUUACUAAUAAUGUCCUAGAUAAUGACAUAUUAGUGUAAAGCAUUUUUUUUUCUAAAACUUUAGUGAGUCCUCUGCAAUUACUGUUUCUCAGUGGAGUGAAGUUAAGAUAUUACAAAAGUUUGUAGAAUAAAUUUUCUACGAUCUCACAUUUAUUAAAAAACGUCUUGAAAUGAUGUCACUUCCCAUAGAGUAUACGAAAUUGAUUCGCAUGUCUUUCAAAUUAGAUGAAGUUCGUAACGUAAAGUCUCUAAAAUGUAUUUCUUUUGUAGUGUUUGUAUCUCGAUGGAAGAUGAUAGUAAUAUAUGAAUAUUAAGAGAGAUAGUAGAAAGACGUGAUAUCGUAUGAGUGAGUGGUCGUCUAUCUCAAUUAAGGUUUUAUUUUUUAAAAUUGACUAGAUCUGGUUGAUACUUUGCGUAAAAACGAACCACAUUGAGUUAUCACAGUCUGAACCAUGGAAAGAUUAAGGGCAAAUAAAGUAAUGGUCCAGAUAACUAGCAUAUUUGUGUAUCAGUUCAAGUUGUGCCACGUCACAUCAACAAAAUUAAAAAAAAUAAACGGUUGUGAAGUUAAAGGAGUGAAAACAAUUAUACCAACAGACGACUGUUUCAGUUGCACUAAACUGAGCAUAUGUUCACAUGGGUCCUGAAGUAGCGUUUAUUAUUAAGAAGGUAAGAAAUGGAUUCUAAACAUCUCAGCACUCUCAUUCAGUGUUUAAUGAGGACACUAUGUAUUAAAAAUAUAUACACCUAAGAGGAAUUUGUCUUCACUUACUUGAAGUAGGGUCAAAUGAUCUUUGACUGUAAGAUUGCUCUAUGAAAAGUUGUAGAAAAAAAGCGUUACCCCUGUAAAAUUAUCUAGAACAAAACUUAAUUAAAACGAGGAAAGUUAAGGUUUUUGACAAAUAGUAAUCCCUGAUGACUGAUCAUAAAUUCUGAUACGGGUGUUGGAGCAAAAGUUUUAUAAUAUUAUCACAAACUUAUUCAACACUCAUUCUCAUAAACCAUUUCUAGGUGACAUCCAUUUAGUAAAAAUAACUGAUCUGACCACUUGUUUAUUUUAGUUCUUGUUGCUCUUGUAAUUUAAAAUUGUUGAGUUGUCAUAAGAAACACUUCUUUUCAUCGGUUUUAAAAUGAUAUGACUCAGAAGCAUUCGUAACCUGAACACGGAGUUGUCUUACCGUUUUGAUAUUUCUCUCAUUUUUUCACUAUGUGGGAAUUGUUACCAUCCAUGUUUCAUUUUCUCUCUAUUUCAUAUGUAUUAUUAAUUCCAUAACUUUUCUUUUGUAACUUUUUCUCUUAUCUAGUUACAUUUAUUGGAGGUGUAACAU